AUGGACAGCGAUGAUUCGAGACCGGGUUCGUCGGCUUCGAACAGCUCGGAUUCAGAGCAGAUCGCUAGUCCUGCCGCCAAGGAGCAGGAAGUUGAGCAUUCGGAUGGUUCCGGUUCUCCUUCGCGUUCACCAUCGCCCGCUUCGCUCGGAGGCGAUGGAGAGGACGGUGUGCGCGAAACCGGUCGACAGUCUCGGUCGCGAUCGCGCUCCCAGUCACGUUCCAAUUCGCCCGGCAGCUUGAAUUACGAGGCCGGAAAACAUGAUUCAUUGUCCAGUCCGCCGAAAACGUUCGAUGCGGUUAACUCUCCCGCUGGUCUUUCUUCGAACUAUAACCCUCGAUCGCAUCCUUCCUCGCCGGGGAUGUAUGCAGGCGUCCGGAGUCCGAGCGCUAAAUCACUAUCACCGGAUGGUGGCAGCAGCCAACAUCAUGCCGACCGGUACGAUCGAUCACGGUCGCUCUCGAAGGAAUCGAACCAUUCGGACAACAGCUCGAGCAAAGCCGGUAGCCAUCAUCGGCGCGGCAGCCUUAGCAGUUCGAACCGCCAGCACCGGUCACUGUCCCGCAAUUCGAGCACAUCGAACCUGAGUGAAAAAUUAAAAGGCGAAGAAAUUUCCGACUGUGAAAUGGAAUCGGAUCGCGAAGAUAAAGCACCCGCCUCGCCGGAUGCGCUGGAACACCGGGCGGAUGGGACGGGACCUGUCGGUACCGGUCCUGCGGCCAAGAAUAACGCACUCAAUAUGAGCCACGAAGAUUUGAGCGACGUAAGCCUCGAGAGUGACAACGAACCCGAACCGGAGGAGGAAGACGAGCGGGACAGUGAGGUGGAGAGCGUAAAUCGGCACGGUCGUGACGGUGCGCUCGACGAGGACGAAGAGGAGGAAGAUGAUGAACACAGUCGCGACCCGGCAGCCUCUAACGCAUCGGCGUUGGAGCGAGAUGACAGCGAAACGGGUGAACUGGAGCGACCGAAAAUUACCGACCUACGUCAGAAGCUCGAAGAGCGAAAGACUCGUAACUUGGAGGUGGAAAAGCACACAAUUAAUGGUGGAUCGAACGGAGCCGGGCUGCGGAAUCACGAUAAACUACUCGACGGUAACCUGAUGGACAGUAAGAACGAUGAGGAUGCGCUCGAUUUCGAAGCGGAAGAGGGCGAAUGUAACGAGGCGCCGAAGGAGACGGAAAAGGCGGAAGAUGCACAGGAGAAGGGUAUAAAGGAGGAGCCCAAGUCGACCAAGGAGGGUUCGGCGGGUGAUGAUGAUGAUGAGCUGGAGGAAGGGGAAGAACUAGAGGAAGGCGAGGUGACGGAUGAGGAUGAGAAGCGGCCGGAAGAAUCGGAACCGAAACCAAUCUGCCGGUUCUAUACGCGCGGCCAGUGUACCUGGGGCAUGAGCUGUCGCUUUCUGCACCCGGGCGUGACCGAUAAGGGUAACUACACGAUGUUCGACAUGGUGCGUCCUGUGCCGGUAACGCACGCACCACCCGGAUACAGUGCGCAUCCGGCACCGUUGUACGCAUCCGACUAUCGACACGAACGGGCCGCGGCUUUGCACCAUCUGGCGGCGUCACAUCAUCCGGUUGCGGUGGUUGCACCGUACCCAGCAACGGUAGGUUUGGCACCACUAUCGCGUCCCGUCGAGUCAGUCGCUACCGAAAGCGCCUGGGAGCGUGGUUUGCGCAACGCAAAGGAAAUGAUGCGCAAGGCAAACAAACGUAAAGAACAGGACAUUGAUUUUGAUGAUAAAAAGAUGAACCUUUCACUAUCACAGGAUGAGCUUGAGAAGGAUAACUACUACACGCGCGAUCGAGCAUCUCCUCCGCCAUCCCCACCAUACGCUGGACGACCACCGGCAGCAGUUCCGCCCGGUUAUGAUUAUCCAGCACCGGCCUCAAAGUUCCCCCGCGGUGGUGGUGGUAUUCCGCCCUUCGAGGAGGAUGCGUUUGGACGUACACACCGCUAUCGGGAGCUACCGUCGCACCGUAUGCCACAGUACGAGGAUGAGGAUCUAUCGAAGCGACGCCACCCGCGAGUUACCCGCGAAGUGAUCCUGCAGCGAGCUGACGAUUGGAACGAUCCCUGGAUGCGUUCGAAAUCGCCCGGUCGGGAUAAGCGAGGUGCUCGGCGUGGCGCCGAACGGCGUAGCUAUAGCCACAGCUCCUCUUACAGCAGCUCCAGCAGUAGCUCCCGCUCGGGGUCGAGUUCGGAUUCGAGUCGUUCCCCCAGUCCAACCACGAACAGGCGCAAUCGCUACGAUAGCCAUCGGUCGAAGGAGAGCGAACGUCAUGCGGUUACCACUCAUGUGCGUAAGAUGAUACGCACACGUUCACCAAGCGCUAGUCCACGACGUGGUCGCAAAGGAUCUCCCGUACCGAUUAAGCGAAUGGACAAACGUGUUCCAUCACCAGCGGUGGAGAAGCGUAUGGUAGAGAAAGUUGUAGCAGCAAAGCGAAAAAUGUCACCCCCGAUGCACAAAGCAGCCGCAACAAAACACCGACGCGCGUCGAGUUCAUCCGGCUCCGGUUCGUCCGAUUCGAGUGAUUCCGGUUCGGAAAGUUCGUACUCCUCCAGCUCGUCGAGUUCGUCCCGAGGCAAGGGAAGACCGGCAAAGGUCCGGGCGUCCGAAAAGUCCACCAAAUCAUCGGGCAUGGGAAAGAAGGAUUCAAAGAAGAACAGCGAUGGCAAGGGUGGAGCACAGGUUAUUCCACCGUCGAGUGCGGCCAUGGAGAAGGCGAAUGCGGCCGCAUCGAAGAAAUCAUCACGCCGGGAAGAGCUGCUCAAGCAGCUGCGUGCCGUAGAGGAAGCAAUCGCUCGAAAGCGCACGAAAAUAUCUUAA
Anopheles marshallii is the source of this 2832-nucleotide messenger RNA. Its product is annotated as zinc finger CCCH domain-containing protein 18-like. NCBI's taxonomy places the organism in Eukaryota, Metazoa, Arthropoda, Insecta, Diptera, Culicidae. Bases 1 to 2832 code for a protein of 943 amino acids. The record is from RefSeq and is a predicted model, not a curated record. Gene Ontology annotation, molecular function: metal ion binding. The transcript has 5 exons.